Pisolithus orientalis is the source of this 2662-nucleotide messenger RNA. RefSeq names its product exocyst complex component Sec6-domain-containing protein. Bases 105 to 2375 code for a protein of 756 amino acids. Gene Ontology annotation, cellular component: exocyst. The transcript has 4 exons. Lineage: Eukaryota; Fungi; Basidiomycota; Agaricomycetes; Boletales; Pisolithaceae. Gene Ontology annotation, biological process: exocyst localization; exocytosis. Gene Ontology annotation, molecular function: SNARE binding. The record is from RefSeq and is a predicted model, not a curated record.
CUGCGAAUAGCACCAAAGGCCAUUGCGGCGGGAUAGACGAGAACCGGUUCACAUCAGACAAGUAGCUGGGACCAAGCCAGGCCCAUUGGGUAUCAGCGACAGCCAUGGCUACGCCUCAUAUAUCAGCGGCGCAGGCGAUCGGCGAAUAUCUCCAAUCGCCAGACGAUCUUGCCAAGGUAGUUGCAUAUCGCAAGAAGCUGGAAAAGGAGAAAGCUUCUAUCGAUGCUAGAUUGAAGAGUGGUGUCAAGGAACAACUUGAUGCUACUCGCGAAGGUCUCAAAAAGCUGCUCAGCACUCGGAAUAACGUCCAGGCUAUCAAGGAGGAAAUGCAGACAGUCGACAGGCUCUGUGCGGACCCACAGAACGAAGUAGCAACGUUCGACCAGAUCAGCAGGGUUUCCAUCGUUCAUCGGAAUUUUGAACAAACUGAGGAGAUGGUCAAUAAUCUUCUCGAGAUGAAUUCCAAGCUUGACGUGCUUGAGGAGAUACUCGCAGCUGACAGCGAAAACCUUAUUGGUCCCGCUCCGAACUUGCUCCCCAUGCACUUUCAAAUCAACCGUCUUGAGGCGUUCCGAAACCAGACCAUGCAUCAAGCGAAACAAGCUUCUGUGGCAUCUCGUCAAAAACUAAUUCGCAUAUUCGAGCGUCUCUCGAAGCUUAUAGAAGAUUUUGAGUUUUAUGUACUCGAGCUCGCACGCAAUAUCCUUCCCCUCGUUCGCGCAGGUUUCCCCGAGGUAGUCGUCAAGCUUAUCAAAAUCGCAGAACUCGAAGGAAGAGAAGACGAGAAGGUGUGCACGCUUCUCUCCCUAAUUUCUAUCCGCCUAGUCAAAAAGGCUGCUAAGAUGGACGCAGCGUCGAAGUUCAAAUCCAUGCAGGCCAAUGCGCGUGUCUUGAAACACUACCGCUCCAAGAUCAUGAAAGCCAUCUCGGAAUCCAUUAGAUCUAACUUCGACGAUGCCUUCGAAAGUAAUGAACGCGAUCCAAAUGCAUUUCUGGACAACCUCGGAUGGAUAUACCAGGACCUCAUUCGCAUCGAGAGCGACGUCGUCCCGUGCUUUCCUCCCGGUUAUGAUAUCUACGCGUUUUACAUCCGGGAGUACCAUAAGAAUCUGGAUGCAGUAUUUAAGCGUCUCGUCGCCUCAGAACCGGAGGCUAGCAUCCUUCUUCACCUCCACGCUUGGCUCAAGGAAUACAAGAAGAGCAUGAAGGAACUGAGCGUCCCACCCGAGCUGAUAGAUCCACCGUUACUCAAUGGCGAGGAGCAGGACUUGAUCGAGGAUUACCUCAAGCUCAUUGUGAAGAAGUUAGACGAGUGGUCUGCUAACCUGAUGAAGACGGAAAUUCAAGAGUUCACUACGCGAGCUAACCCGCCGGAAGUAGAUAGCGACGGCCUAUACGGCAUGCAAGGCGCCGUCAUACUUUUCCAGAUGGUCAAUCAGCAGAUCGACGCGGCAACCGAGAGCGGUCAGGGUGCAAUCCUUGCUCGAGUCGUUGAGGAAGUUAAUCGUGUUGUGCGUGGCAUACAAGACCAAUGGAGCAAAGUUGUUGACUCGGAAUUCAAAAAGCAAGUGGAGAAGCCGGAAGAAGUUAUAGGGGGUCUCGCAGAGUACUGCUUGGCGCUUGCGAACGACCAAGUCAAAUCCGCUGACAAUACCGAGGCUCUUCUAGGGAGAUUAGAGCCACUGGUCUCCGAAAAAUAUCGAGUUCCUAUCAAUGACAAGCUUAACGACGCCAUGGAUGGGAAUCUUGACGUCGCGAAGAAGUGCACCCAGACUUUCAUCGACAUCAUUUUCAAUGACCUCAAACCAGCGACGAAACAACUCUUCCAGCCAUCCUGGUAUGAUGGCGCUAUAGAACAAAUCGUCGUUACGAUGAAGGACUACAUGUCUGACCAGCCAUUUAUCAAACCCGCUCUUUUUGAACUCCUCGUCGAGUAUCUCAUCGAUGCCUUUCUAGUGACAUAUCUUACUGCUCUGGCAAACUGUUCAAAGCUGCGCAUGCCCGAUGCUACGGAGCGUAUAAAGGAGGAUAUAAGCGUCGUAUUUGCCUUCUUUGGCGACUACAAGUCGGAUAAGGAACUAGAAGGAUACUUCGAAGUUGUCGAGAUGAUCCUUGCUAUGCUGGAAGCCUCCAAGAGCAUGGCAUUCCUCUCCUAUUGGUCGUUUGCAAAGGUCCAUGGGCCAUGUAUUCCCUUUGUCGAAGGACUUAUGAAGGCCCGGGGAGACCUUGACCGCUCUGGGGUUAGCGAAGUCAUGGACAGUAUCAAACGCAAAGUCAAGGACGAAGGAUUGACUGAUCGUGCGUACUUGCUGUCGUUCAUCCAGCACAUUUUUUAUCAUGUCAAUAUUAUCCAGCGCCCCAACCGACGAUUAUGAAGAAGAUUACGGUCCAAAGUGCACUUUCGCGAUUUUUACGAACUCAGUGAUUCCGUCGUUCUUGCUUCCCGACCAAUUUUGUUGUACAACUAUACAAGCGGUGGUGAGGAGAAAUUUGUUGCAGCAUAAUGGGAAUGUCCGUCGAGCAGAGCAUCAUACCAUCAUCUCCGCUCGCCAGGAUCGAGAGGACGCAGAGAUUCGACACCGUUGCCAGCCUUCGAUCAGGCGGAAACUGAUCCCGACAGGCCUGCAUAGCGAUAGCAGCCGUAAUCUCAGCUAAUUAUAUU